AUGCAGACAGGGAACAGCACUGGAGUGACUGAAUUUAUCUUGACAGGAUUGUCCCAUGAACGUGGAAUCCAACUUUUCCUGUUUGUCGUCUUCCUCACGUUCUACCUGAUCGUCCUUCCAAGUAACGUUUUGAUCAUCAUCACCAUCCGAGGUGAUCCUCAUCUCAGCUCACCCAUGUAUUUCUUGUUAGCCAACUUGGCUUUCUUAGACAUCUGGUAUUCCUCCAUCACUGCCCCCAAAAUGCUGGUGGACUUCUUUGCAGAACGCAAGAUAAUUUCCUUUGGAGGGUGCAUUGCCCAGCUCUUCUUCCUCCAUUUUGUGGGUGCCUCUGAGAUGUUCCUACUCACUAUCAUGGCCUAUGACCGCUAUGUUGCCAUAUGCCGGCCCUUGCACUACACCAACUUGAUGAGCCGGCGCCUGUGCAUCAUUCUGGUGAUAGCUGCUUGGGCUGGGGGCUUUGUCCACUCCUUCAUCCAAGUGGUGCUGAUCCUCCGUCUCCCUUUCUGUGGACCCAAUGAACUGGACAAUUAUUUCUGUGAUAUUACCCAAGUGCUGAGGAUCACCUGCGCCAACACCUUUGCUGAGGAGAUGGUGAUGAUCUUCAGCAGUGGCCUCAUCUCUGUGGUCUGCUUCGUGGCCCUUUUGGUCUCGUAUGCCUUCUUGGUCACCAUGCUGAAGAAGAACACUGGUGACUCAGCUAGGAAGGCCCUUUCCACUUGUUAUUCCCACAUCACCAUUGUAAUUUUUAUGUUUGGUCCUGCCAUCUACAUCUAUGCCCGGCCCUUUGAUGAAUAUGCCCCCGACAAGGUGGUCUCUGUCUUCCACACCAUAAUUUUCCCCCUCUUGAAUCCCAUCAUUUACACCCUCAGGAACAAGGAGAUCACUACAGCCAUGAAGAAGGUAGUCACCCAAUACCUCUUUUGCAAGAAAAACUAA
Messenger RNA from Sceloporus undulatus (fence lizard), 936 nucleotides. RefSeq names its product olfactory receptor 4M1-like. The transcript is spliced from 2 exons. Gene Ontology annotation, molecular function: G protein-coupled receptor activity; olfactory receptor activity. Gene Ontology annotation, cellular component: membrane. Gene Ontology annotation, biological process: G protein-coupled receptor signaling pathway. NCBI's taxonomy places the organism in Eukaryota, Metazoa, Chordata, Lepidosauria, Squamata, Phrynosomatidae. The coding region runs from base 1 to 936 and encodes 311 amino acids. The record is from RefSeq and is a predicted model, not a curated record.